AUGUCGUCUCGUCAAUGUCCAUAUGACAAUCUUCUGAUGCUUGAUUUUGAAACAACUUCUGAUGGAGUGUACCACGACUACCCAUUUGAAGUCAUUCAAUUCAGUGUGGCGGUGUUGGACGUCAAGUCAAACACAAUCAGUGAUGAUGUUUCGUUCAACGAAUAUGUUCGCCCAGUGAUCAACCCAAAGUUGUCGAGUUAUUGUGCUGAUUUAACUGGAAUCAAACAAGAAACUCUUGACAAAGCUGAUACUUUUCUCAAUGUCUACAAGAAAUUUCUCUCCUGGCUUGAUCAGAAUAAUUUCGAAGAGAAGAAGUUUGCUCUUGUGAGCGACAGUCGUCAAGAUAUGUGGAGAAUCGCUCAAUAUCAAUUUCGUCUGUGCAGGGAGCCAUUGCCAUCCAUGUUCCGCCAAUAUAUCAAUCUUUGGAGAACAUUUGGAGAAAACAUGACAAUGGAAGAACGAGACAAAUUGGAGGGAAAUACCUAUAUGGAGAAAAUGGCAAUUUUCCAUGGCGUGAAGAGUCCAGGAAGAGCUCACAACGCUAUGAUCGAUUGUCUCACUCUGGCUAGAAUCACACAGAAGAUUUUUGAAGGUGGAGCAUCAGUUUACAUCAACGAAGCACUUGUCUGCAGUGCUCCUUGGCGCAAGAAACCAUUGGAACUCGAGAAAGGAAAGGACUGGAGAACUGAUUUUCAUUCGGCAACCAAAGUGUUUGAGAGAGUCAUGCCACUCGUUGUCAAAGUCUGUCGUCGUGGAGAGUACAACUUGUCUAUGUACAAUUUCUGCUGGUACUGCAAGGCGGAACACAAGAAAUGUGAAUCGAAACCAAAACAGAAGCCGGUCGCGUUUUAUGCUGAGCAAGAAAAACCAAUCGCAUACGCUCUAGCAGCUGGUUAUUGUUAA
Caenorhabditis remanei is the source of this 903-nucleotide messenger RNA. RefSeq lists its product as uncharacterized. Gene Ontology annotation, biological process: exonucleolytic trimming to generate mature 3'-end of 5.8S rRNA from tricistronic rRNA transcript (SSU-rRNA, 5.8S rRNA, LSU-rRNA). Gene Ontology annotation, cellular component: cytoplasm. Gene Ontology annotation, molecular function: 3'-5'-RNA exonuclease activity; nucleic acid binding. NCBI's taxonomy places the organism in Eukaryota, Metazoa, Nematoda, Chromadorea, Rhabditida, Rhabditidae. The record is from RefSeq and is a predicted model, not a curated record. The transcript is spliced from 6 exons. The coding region runs from base 1 to 903 and encodes 300 amino acids.